CGUGAUCCUUCUGCUAAGACUUCCUCUCGGCGCUUGGUGACAUUUUACCAGCGCGAAUGACGCGACAAACAACGUCUUCCGACGAUACAAAGGAAGACGGUUUUACUGGUCUACGAACAAGUAUCUUCGGAUCUAGUCACCAAGUUCCGAAAUGGGUUCCAGUGACCUUGCUGGCCUUUUCAUCUGUAGCCCUUGUAGUGCCGAUCGUCAUGCUACGACGGCAUAGGCGCGGUGUUAUUCCACAGAAUGUUCGGGAAGCUGCUGCACCUCCACGGCGAGGGCGAGGAUCAUCAACGCUGCAUAUCCCAUUGCAUUCGCCACCAAUACGGUCCCGUCCUGUAUCACAAACAGUACCGAGGGAGGUUCCAGCUCGUCUGGCGCCUCUGAAACCACCUGUAUCGGAUGAAAAUAACCCUGAACAAUUUUUUAAUGGUCCUCUGUACACCCUCAAAGCCCUUAGCAUCGCUACUGCUCUGGUGACGCUGGGUGCCACAGUCACUAUUUUGGGAGUAAUGAAAGCUCUCAAUGCUCGUGAUGCUAACGAGUUUGCGGAACGUAUGCGCCAUGUGGUGCUAACUAAAUUACCGGUCCUCUCAGACCGAAUAUAUCGUCCAUCUGAAACUCGCCAAGAUGGUGGUAAUGAUCACGCGCAUCCGGAAAACCCUGCUCUUGAACCUGUGGGAUGGAACUGGCAAGAAGCAGAGAACCGGCUUAGAGAAGCGUUUGACAACGGGGGGUUUCACAGCUGGGCAUCUGCUGCUCUAGUAGAAGUGGAGGCAGAAGCAACGGUCGAAAGAGCAAGGAGGGGUUUCACUCAAGCGCAGGAGAAGUCGACUAGUUGAAAAUAACAUAUCUUACUUCAAGGCGA
This is a messenger RNA of Suillus bovinus, 868 nucleotides long. RefSeq lists its product as uncharacterized. The transcript has 3 exons. NCBI's taxonomy places the organism in Eukaryota, Fungi, Basidiomycota, Agaricomycetes, Boletales, Suillaceae. The coding region runs from base 57 to 842 and encodes 261 amino acids. The record is from RefSeq and is a predicted model, not a curated record.